UGUUUUCCUUCUUAAACCCUAAAAAGCAGCUACCUUCUCUCUCUCUCUCUCUCUCUCUUGGAACGCAUUCAUUCAUUCAUUCAUUUCAUCAAACACUAUGCCUGCAAACAAGAAGAACCGUAACAAACACAAAGCUGCUUCUCACGACCCUUUCUUCGCCAACGAUUCACGUAAGCGCCGCAAGCCCAACCGCGAUGAUGCCGAUGUCAAUGCCGCCGAUGAGAUUGACAGCGACUUCGACGACGAUGACUUCUUCGCUGGGGAACACGGGGAAGACCUAUCCGAGCAGCAGCAGGAGGAAGAAGAAGAAACCGGAGCUGAAGCUCGGAAGAGAAUUGCCCAGGACUUCUUGAGAAAAUAUCGCGAUGCAGCAAAGAAGAAGGAAGAUGAAGAUGAGAGUAAAGGUGCUGAUGAAGACGAAGAAGGGUUCAGAGAUUCUCUCGUUGCUGAGAAACUCAUCAAGGACCAGCAAGAGGAGAGUGGCAGAGUCAGAAGAGCCAUUGCCUCAAGGGUGCAAGUGCCGGAGACUAGUGGUACUGACGCUGGGUUUAGGGUGCUGGUGAAGCACCGGCAUUCUGUGACUGCGGUGGCCCUGUCUGAGGACGAUACGAAAGGAUUUUCAGCUUCAAAGGAUGGGAGUAUUAUGCAGUGGGAUGUGAGUACUGGGAAAUUUGAGAAGUAUAGGUGGCCGAGUGAUCCGGUGCUGAAGAGUCAUGGAUUGAAGGAUCCGCAGAGUAAAGCUAAGAAGCAGAGUAAACAUGUGUUGGCAUUGGCCGCAAGUUCGGAUGGUCGGUAUUUAGCAACUGGGGGUCUUGACAGGCAUGUUCAUAUAUGGGAUACUCGUACCAGAGAGCAUGUUCAGGCAUUUCCUGGUCACCGAGGCCCUGUUUCUUGUUUGGCUUUUAGACAAGGAACUUCAGAGCUUUUCUCUGGUUCAUUUGACCGAACGAUUAAGAUAUGGAAUGUCGAAGACAGAACUUACAUGAAUACUCUAUUUGGCCACCAGAGUGAAGUGAUAAGCAUUGAUUGCUUGCGCAAGGAAAGGGUAUUAACUGCUGGGCGCGAUCAUACCAUGCAGAUGUUCAAGGUUCAUGAAGAGUCCCGUCUUAUAUUUCGCGCACCUGCAUCUUCGUUAGAAUGUUGUUGUUUUAUUAAUGAUGAUGAAUUUUUAUCUGGUUCGGAUGACGGAAGCAUUGAGUUUUGGAGAGCAGUGAAAAAGAAGCCUACCUACAUUGUGAAGAAUGCUCAUGCUUUACCAACAGAAAGCACAGAAACUGAACAAAUCGAUGGUGGAAGAAUGCCCAGCGAAAAUGGUCAUCACCAUCCCGAGACUCAGCAUCCUUCAUCAGUAUUUUCAUGGGUCAGUGCGGUGACUGUUUGUAGAAAUAGUGACCUUGCUGCCUCUGGUGCUGGUAACGGUUCUGUUCGAUUAUGGGCAAUAGAAAGUGAGACUAAUAAUAUCAAAUUUUGUCACAAUGUGCCAUUGGUUGGGUUUGUGAAUUCCUUGACUAUUGCAAAAUCAGCAAAGUUUCUGAUUGCUGGAGUUGGACAGGAACCUCGUCUAGGCAGGUGGGGACGAAUCCCUGAAGCUCGAAAUGGAGUUUCAAUUCUACCUCUUAAGAUAUCAUAAGAGCAACCUCAAUUUUGACUAAAUACUAAAUGCAACAUUUGAGUUGAUAGGUGUCGCAGAUCCCAGUUAUAUGUAUUCCAUUACAUUUAAUUUUUGGCCCCCUUCUUAAUAGCUAUCUCAGUAGUGUUCUGUUACAUCUUUUUGAGUUCCUGAAUUUUGAUUCAUGCGUUGACAAGGCCACGAAGAAUUGAUAAGGGAAAACCGUGCCAUUCAGUUGUCUUUGCUCCCAUAAUCACAUGAAGACGGUGUGAUUAUCGAUGCAGGAAAAGCUCUUGUUGAAACAAUUUUGUAGUUAUGUAUUUGUUGGAAGGGCCAAAGUAUGAAAAAUGGUUAAGGAUCUAUAGAUGAUUGAGAUUAAUUUAUCACCUUUUAGAGUUAUGUGAUUUUUACACA
Molecule: messenger RNA, 2023 nt
Organism: Arachis duranensis
Lineage: Eukaryota; Viridiplantae; Streptophyta; Magnoliopsida; Fabales; Fabaceae
Product: U3 snoRNP-associated protein-like EMB2271
Exons: 7
Coding region: 98-1630 (510 amino acids)
Cellular component (GO): small-subunit processome
Molecular function (GO): protein binding; snoRNA binding
Source: RefSeq, a predicted model, not a curated record